CGCAAAUAAUACUGCACAUUCUACGAUGCUGCCACUGGUGAGGUAUUCGCGAAGUUAUUUACAGCCCCGUGCAUUCAAACACCGGAAAGAGGUAUGGGUAUGAGCAAGUUCAUCGGGUUCGUCGUGGGUGGCCUGGAAGCGAACGGAACGUGUGUGUGGUCCGAGCGUUCGUAUGCUGGAUGCGACUGUCGCGAGCGUAGAAGAUGCAAGACGCUUUGUCCGAACGAAACGGAGAGCCUUCUCCGUGGCACUGUAUAGUCGUUCAGAAAAUAAUUGGCGUGUAGUUUUAAGUGAUGCGUCCGAAGAUGACGCUCCUAUUGAUUUAUUAUUUUUUAAUCUUACAUCGAGCGUCGUCGGAACUGGCGCACGGAUUUCCCACUAAUUCGAAUAGUAAUAAUGAAACAUGGAAACAUGGUUUAGAGUUGAGUCCUAGGCACAGAAUUAAGGAUUCCACUUAUCUGCUGGACAGGUACCCCAUGAGAGAAUUACCACCUGAUUCUUUAAAUUGUCAUAGAGCAGCAAAAUGUGUAGAAAUGCAAAGGAGUACUUGUAUGGGUACAAGAUUGUCAUAUACCACUACUACAUUGGAUCUUAUACCUGAACAUGUAACCCAAGAUAUUGUAGAGGAAAAACUACAUGUAUUGCAAGCAUUAAGACAUAUGCCAAAGUGUUGGGCAGUUGUUCAACCCUUUCUGUGCUCAAUAUUUAUGCCAAAAUGUAUCAAUGACACAGUGGAUUUACCAUCACAAGAGAUGUGUAAAAUGGUUUCAGGACCGUGUAGAAUCGUGUUCAAUCACACAAUAUGGCCAAGUUUUGUUAAAUGUGAAAAUACAGAUUUAUUUCCCAGACUAUGUAAAAAUGAUAUUAGAGAAUUGAAAUUUAAUAUUUCUGGUAAAUGCCUAAAGCCAUUAGUUCCAACUGAUAAUGCACUUGCUAUUUUUGAAGGAGUUGAAGGUUGUGGAACACAGUGCAAUGAUCCACUUUUUACACCAGAUGAGCAUAAGCAAAUUCAUUCUUUUAUUGCCUGGGCUGCAGGCAUCUGUGGUUCAUUCAAUUUAUUCACAGUUAUAACAUUUUUAAUUGAUUGGAGAAGUGCAAAUAAAUAUCCAGCUUUAGUUGUAUUUUACAUAAACUGUUGCUUUAUGAUGUCCUGUAUUGGAUGGCUUGUUCAGUUUACAGGAAGCAGAGAAGUAAUUGUGUGCAGGAAAGAUGGAACCUUAAGAAUGAGUGAGCCGAGUGGAGAGAAUUUGUCAUGUGUCGUAGUGUUUGUUCUUGUGUAUUACUCCCUUAUGGCAGCUAUGGUAUGGUUUGUGAUCCUUACAUAUGCCUGGCAUAUGAGUUUUCAAGCAUUAGGCAAAAUCCAAGACAGGAUUGACAAGAAGGGCUCAUACUUCCAUUUAAUUGCUUGGUGUUUACCACUUGUCCUUACUGUUACAAUCAUGGCAUUAGGGGAAAUUGAUGGAAAUAGUGUUACUGGUAUAUGUUUUGUGGGUUACACUAAUCACGCAGUCAGAGCUUGGUUUUUGCUUGGCCCUGUGUUGAUUGUCUUACUCGUUGGAGGUUAUUUCUUAUGCAGAGGAUUAAUUACUUUGAUUCGACUAAAAAUAAGCAGUCAAGAAAUUAUAUCUGAAAGAGCAAGUUCUAAAAUACGAGAGACCAUCGUGCGCACGGGACUAUUCUCGAUUUUCACAUUCGCUGCAGUUGUGGUGACUUUUUAUUGCCACAUUUACGAAUUUCAACAUUCUGAAGAAUGGCGUCAGAGUUUUAGAAAUUACAUGAUAUGUGCAAUAACAACAAAGUAUUUGGAUAUUUCGGAAUGUAAAAUGGAAGUACGACCGAGUGCAGCUAAAAUGCAAUUACAUUUGCUUUCACCAUUUUUUGCUGGUAUUCUUAUGUCUUCAUGGGUGUGGACUGGUUCAACUGUAGAUACUUGGACCAGAUUUCUUAGACGAACAUUCAACUGCGAAACAGAAGAGCCUAUUAGACUGAAGAAACACAAAGUAAUUGCUCAAGCGUUUGCAAAACGGAAGACAUUCAACAACGCUGGCCGAUUGUCUAUCAGCUUUCAUAACACCCACGAGGAUCCAGUCGGUUUAAACUUCGAUCUAAACUCUGUAGCUUCUCAGGAUUUCAGUUCAACGUGGGCAGCUGCUUUGCCAAAACUAGUUACUCGUAGAGGUGCACUCGUCGGUGGUACAACGGGCUCUGUAUCUAGUAACAGGAGAAAUUCUGUAGAUUCUGAAAUCAGCUUUAGCGUACGUCGGGUGUCCGUGGAAUCUAGAAGAAACUCUUUGGAUUCACAAAUAUCAGUUCAAAUAGCUGAAUUGAAGACAACGCGGAAAGUCGCUAGCAGUUCACGCGGUCGACGCGGGAAACGACGACGAGACUUCGGAAAAUCUAGAUCAGGUGGCAAUUCAAAAGUACCGCCCAUUCAAGUGCCUAAUAUGAAGAGACGAUCGGCUAGCGCUGGUUUGGAUGACCGCGUUUUGAAUCCUAAACUAUUCGAUGGGAAGAAUGCUGGGAUGCUGCUUCCGUUCCUAUUUCCAGGGCAAAGUGGCAGUGAUGAGAAUUUAAGUAGUGAGGAGAAACAGCAUCAAGAAAUAUCAGGAAAAGACGUGGAUAUCGAAGGAGGAAAUAUGGAAAAGGACGAUCAAGACAGUGACAGUGAUGACAGUCAACCAGAAGAAGAAGCUAAAAUGUUAGAUCCUGAAGAACCUCAUGAACGUAGCAAGAGUAAAAUUAGCAACAAGAGUUCAAAAAGUUAUGGUCACGAGAGUGAUAGGAGGAGCAGAGACGGCCGUAGGAGUAAAUAUUUGCUCCAAGAUGAAACCAUUUUAAAGCACUUGUUUCAAGAAUCCAGUGAUAUUAAGUUGAAAAGUGACGCAGAAAUAAAAGAGGUAUAUAGAAAAGCUGGAAUGGGAAAUCUGGCAUCUAGUUUAAACUCGUGUUCUCCCGAAUUGACAAGACUAAUGCAGUCCGAAGCGCAGACUGGCAAUGCUCGAGAAAUGGCAACGCAGACAUCGUUGCCAUUGGACAUUUUAGAAAUGGAGGAAUUAAAACAGAGCAUAGACGAGAUUAUCAAUAGCCGAAAUUGUAGCUCAAAGGGAACACAGAUCUCACCGCAAUUAAAUAAAAAUAAAAAUAUCACUACGUAACGUCAGUUUUUCCUCCGACUUUACGUACAAAAACUUUUUGUAAAAAUGAUUUGCGAUACAGUGAAGUUGAAAAUCUGUCUUUUUAGUUGAUAAGUAUUAUACUGCUAGACUUAUUCAAGUUUUGUUUUAGUUUUGUAAGCUUUUUUAUUUUUUUAUAUGUAUAUGUUCUGAGUAUUUUUUAAGGAAGAAAACAACAUAUUUCAUGAAGAUUUAACAGCAUAACAGCUAUAUGUGACUUGUGUUAUUUACAUGUGUGACUGUAUAUGUGUAAUGGUGUAAUGACAUGACUGUAAUUGUAAAUACUAUUUUAAAAUAAGUCAGUCUUAGUAGUAUACAUUAUUACUUUUUAUACAUUUUAUUAUUGAUAAAAUUGCAAUAUAGUAAAAAAUAAUUCGGUGACAUUUUACAAUACUAAAGUUGUAAACGUAUCAUAAGUAUAAUUUUCGCUUGGCUUUUUAUAAAGAACAAUCUAAAUCUAUUUUUAACGUUGCUCUGUAUAUUACAGUAUUCUACAAAAUGCAUAUCCUACUGUACUUAAGUCACAUACAAAUAUUUUUUUAUGUAUGUACAAGUAGAAUUUAUUUUCUUAUUUUAAAUUUGUCCUU
Molecule: messenger RNA, 3760 nt
Organism: Bombus impatiens (common eastern bumble bee)
Lineage: Eukaryota; Metazoa; Arthropoda; Insecta; Hymenoptera; Apidae
Gene: smo
Product: protein smoothened
Exons: 9
Coding region: 294-3155 (953 amino acids)
Biological process (GO): commissural neuron axon guidance; smoothened signaling pathway; positive regulation of smoothened signaling pathway
Cellular component (GO): dendrite; plasma membrane; cilium
Molecular function (GO): transmembrane signaling receptor activity; patched binding
Source: RefSeq, a predicted model, not a curated record